This is a messenger RNA of Cucurbita pepo subsp. pepo (vegetable marrow), 1551 nucleotides long. NCBI's taxonomy places the organism in Eukaryota, Viridiplantae, Streptophyta, Magnoliopsida, Cucurbitales, Cucurbitaceae. The record is from RefSeq and is a predicted model, not a curated record.
AUGCAUUCAGCGGGGUUUGCAGCGCCUCCGCUUCAAGACGCCAUCGAAUUGGAGGCCAAGAUCACUCCAGUGGUUAUCAUUUACUCUAUAAUGGUCGCCUCCGGAGGCCUCGUGUUCGGCUAUGACGUUGGCAUUUCUGGGGGAGUGAUAUCGAUGCAAAUAUUCUUGGAGGAGUUCUUUCCCGUGGGUGAAGAGAGGUCUCAAGAGGCAGAGAUGAACAACAAUUAUUGUAGAUACGAAGAUCAGGGCAUGCAGAUCUUCACCUCUUCUUUGUUUCUCACAGCUCUGAUUUCCACUUUCUACGCUUCUAAUACCACCAGACAUCGUGGUCGGAAAACCACCAUGCUUAUUGCCGGACUUCUCUUCCUUGUCGGUAUCAUUCUAAGCGCCUCUGCUCGAUCCCUCCCAAUGCUCAUUGUUGGAAGAAUUUUUCUGGGUUCUGGAGUUGGGUUUGCCAACCAGGCUGUGCCCCUGUUUAUCUCAGAAAUAGCUCCCUCCAGGAUUCGUGGAGCGCUCAAUAUACUGUUCCAAUUCGACAUGACCCUCGGCAUUCUUUUUGGGGACUUGACAAUUUUCACCACAUCCAAGAUGGAAGGCGAAUGGGGAUGGAGGAUAACACUGGGUUUGGCCGGCGUUCCUGCUCUGUUAUUCACUCUGGGAGCGAUCUUGGUUGAUGAGACACCAAAUAGUUUGAUCGAACGUGGGCAUUUGGAGGAAGGGAAAUCAGUGCUACGAAAGAUUAGAGGCACUGACAACAUUGAACCUGAAUACAUGGCGAUCUUGAGUGCAAGUAGCAUUUCCCAGAAAGUGGAAUAUCCUUUUGAAGAGCUUCUCACGGGCCAAAAUGGGGCGCCAUUGGUUAUAGCAAUAAUGAUACAGGUUUUCCAGCAAUUUACUGGAAUAAACGCGAUCUUGUUAUACACUCCACUUCUAUUCAAGACGUUAGGCUACGGCAGCGCUGCGUCUCUAUACUCUGCCAUCGUAACAGGGGUGGUUAAUGUUGUGUCCACGUUGGUCCCAAUUUACUUUGUGGACCAGAGCGGGCGAAGAAAGCUGCUAUUAGUGGGCGGAGUCCAAAUGUUCGUUUGUCAAACAAUUAUUGCAAUCAUAUUAGGGCUGAAAGUGAGAGACAAUUCCAACACUUUGUCUCAGGGGAUGGCCUUUACGAUGGUGCUAUUGCUGUGCCUGUAUGUGUCAUCCUUCGCUUGGUCAUGGGGUCCAAUGGGAUGGCUGGUUCCAAGUGAAAUAUUUCCAUUGGAAACGCGGUCGGCUGGGCUAAGUGUGACAGUGUGUGUGAAUAUGAUGUUCACGUUUUUGAUUUCGCAGUCUUUUCCAUCCAUGCUUUGUGAAAUGAAAUUUGGGAUCUUUCUGUUCUUCUCUGGUUGGGUGUUGGUAAUGUCGUUGUUCGUGUAUUAUUUGCUGCCGGAGACAAAGGGUGUUCCGAUUGAAGAGAUGAACGAGAGAGUGUGGAAGCAACAUUGGUUUUGGAGCAAAUUUAUGGAGGGUGAGAUGGAAGAGUAUUCAGAUGAGUGUACACAGUCUGAAAUCUAG